AUGACUCCUCCACCCAGGUCCACCGAAGCUAAAAAUGACUCCACGCGCAGCAGAUUGUACCUUCAUAAACCCUUCGCUCUUCGGUAUCAAAAAAAAAAAAAAAAACUUCUCUCUUCUUCCUCUCUCCUUGCUUCUCUCACUCUCACAUCGCAUGUUCCAGUGCCUUCGUCGCUUUUCCUCGCCGGGAUGCUAGCUCAUCUCCGCCGCACCGCCGCCGCACGCGGCGGUGCCACCUCCGAACACUUCCUCGCCGUUAGGCCGUUCUGCUCCGCCGCCGCUGUUUCCUCUGUGCCGGGUUCCGACCCAACACUUUCCUCUUCUUCUGAAUCACAGAGAAAAGCAUCUAGAUGGUUGCUGUUUCUACCUGGGGCAAUCACAUUUGGCCUUGGGACUUGGCAGAUUAUUAGAAGAGAAGAAAAGAUUAAAAUGUUGGAAUAUCGAGAGAAGAGGUUGCAAAUGGAACCAUUAAAAUUCAGUAGUGAUUAUUCAUCAAAUGAGGAAUUAGAUUCUUUGGAAUUUAGAAAGGUGGCGUGCAAGGGAUAUUUUGAUGAUAAAAAUUCUAUCUAUGUGGGACCACGCUCAAGAAGUAUUUCAGGAGUCACUGAAAAUGGCUACUAUCUUAUAACACCUCUUAUGCCAGUUCCCAAUUAUCCUGACAGUGUGGCUUUUCCAAUUUUAGUCAACAGAGGGUGGGUUCCACGCAGUUGGAAAGACAAAUUUUUAGAGGCUUCACAGGAUGAAAAUUUGACAGAUGCACUUCCUUCUCCUUCUCAAGCUGAUGGAACUAGAUCUUGGUGGAGAAUUUGGUCUAAAAAGCCUUCUGUUAAUAUUGAGGAUCAGGUCCCACCUGUUACACCUGUAGAAGUUGUUGGCGUGGUUCGUGGAAGUGAGAAACCAAGCAUAUUUGUUCCAGCAAAUGAUCCCGGAUCUUCCCAGUGGUUCUAUAUUGAUGUUCCCGGCAUUGCUCGUGCUUGCGGCCUUCCAGAAAAUACUAUCUACAUUGAAGAUACUAACGAAAAUGUCAAUCCAAGUAAUCCUUACCCUGUGCCCAAGGAUGUGAAUACCUUGAUUCGAAGUUCUGUCAUGCCCGGGGACCACCUAAACUACACAUUCACAUGGUAUUCUCUUUCUGCAGCAGUUACAUUUAUGGCUUUUAAGAGGAUAAGACAGAAAAUCAAGCGGAGAUAGCAAAGCCAAUGCCUGUUUCCUUCUAUAGUUGAAAUUAACAGAAAAGUUCAUCUCUUUCCUUGGAGCAUUGUCUUCCCAAUCUUUUCUUCAUUCUCAAUUUUCAAGCAACUUUAGUGGAUAUCUUUUAUACCAGCAAAACAUGUUUAGAAUUUUGAUGUGAGGGGGUGGAAUAGUGGAUAUUUAUUAUCUAGAAGGUCAAUUUUUUGUUGGAAAAGCAAUUUAAUACUGUUGGUAGUUGUUAGUGGAUAUCAUAUGAAUAUGUUUGGAUUGUUUCCAAGGUUAGAGAGUUAUGAGUAUACUGCAAUGUUAUCCACUCACGGUUCUACUAUAUUUUAAUAAAAGAUAAUCCUUGCGGAACU
This is a messenger RNA of Cajanus cajan (pigeon pea), 1547 nucleotides long. The record is from RefSeq and is a predicted model, not a curated record. NCBI's taxonomy places the organism in Eukaryota, Viridiplantae, Streptophyta, Magnoliopsida, Fabales, Fabaceae.